AUGACCGAGCCCAUCCGCCUCCGCCAAAUCGCCUUCCUCGUCCACGACCUCCCCCAAGCCGAACGCCAAAUUACGAAAAUCCUCAACACAGAAGUAAUCAAUCGCGAGCCGGAAGUCGCAGAAUUUGGUUUACGCAACAUUCUCGUCCCCCUAGGAGGCGACAUCAUCGAAGUUCUCUCCCCAAUAGACCCUAUCACACCCACCGCAGCGAGUCGACUCCUCCACAAGCGCGGCAGAGACGGCGGAUACAUGCUCAUCAUGCAGGUGGGUGACACUGCAGCGCGUACGCAGCUCAUAGAGGAGCAGAAGUUGGCGACGGUUGUGUUACGACAGCGUGCUAGUGAGGGUGAUGGUAGUAGUGGGAGUGUAGACCCAGCAAUCGAAUAUACCGUCAUUUGCAGACACUCCAAUAGCACCCUGGCCUCCCUGCGGAGCCGACUAUCCUACUUACUCGCGUGA
Aspergillus candidus is the source of this 459-nucleotide messenger RNA. RefSeq lists its product as uncharacterized. The record is from RefSeq and is a predicted model, not a curated record. The coding region runs from base 1 to 459 and encodes 152 amino acids. The transcript has 4 exons. NCBI's taxonomy places the organism in Eukaryota, Fungi, Ascomycota, Eurotiomycetes, Eurotiales, Aspergillaceae.